CGGCCGCUCGAGGUGCUGGGGGACGCGUGAGCGCGAGCCGCUUCCUCACGGCUCGGCCGCGGCGCGUAGCCCCUGCCACAUCGGGCCUGGCUCUCCUCAGCCGCCGGCUAGGCUCGGUGCGCGCGGGGGUCUCGAGCUCACCGCCGACGGGGCGGGGUUACAUGGCGCGCGGGGAGGGGGGAGAGGAGAGCCUAGGUGCCCUCCUCUCCCCUCCCCCCGGCGGCGGCGCGCGCACGGCCCUCGCCGGCCUCACCCCUCAGCACCCCGCCCGUCUGCUCUUCACCGCCCAGGCCCUGCCGGGUCGCCGCAGCCUCGGCGCCCCACCCCCUCCCGGGCCAGCGGGGGGCUGGGAGGGGGCGAGGAGGAAGGGGGUUCUCCUCUCCCCUCCCCGGAGGGGGCCGCAGCGGCGGCUCCGGCUCCUCCUCUCCCUCACACCCCCUCCCGCCCCUCUCUACCUGCGGGGGACACGGGCAGGAGGAGGCGGCGCGCGGACCGGGCCCGGCGACAACUGUCAGUUAGAAGCCCCGCUGGGCGGUGGUGGGGGGAGAAAGGGGAGGAGCAGGGAGAGAAGGGGGAGGGCACUCAGCCCCCCGACUGGGAAGAGCUGUGGAGAGAAGCAAAGAAAGAGGCCCCGUCGCCAUCCCCGAUGCGCAUGCGUAGCAGAACAAUUUCUUCCCCCUCCCGCCACCAUCGCGCCCCGCCCCGCUACGCAAAAGGAAGAGCUUCGGCUCAGCUACAGGCCCAGAAGCCUGCUAGGGUUGCGCGGACCAAUGAUGUAAUCAAUCGUAGGCGAAGCUUAGAGGCUGAUG
Molecule: messenger RNA, 809 nt
Organism: Piliocolobus tephrosceles (Ugandan red Colobus)
Lineage: Eukaryota; Metazoa; Chordata; Mammalia; Primates; Cercopithecidae
Exons: 1
Coding region: 162-779 (205 amino acids)
Source: RefSeq, a predicted model, not a curated record